GGGAGAUGGCGGCGGCGGCGGCGGCGCCGUGCGCCUCGCGGAGGUCGUUCAGGGACUCGCUCAAGGUGCCCGAGGCCGACAUCCAGCACGCCAACGCCCUGGCGUCGGACUUUUCCCCGGACUACGACGGGGCGGCGUGCCUGCAGAUGCGGAUGCCCUACAGCCCCGCCGCGCGCAGCUUCCUCUCCCCCCCGCAGCGGGCCGACUGCAGCCUCGCCGGCGCGCCGCGCCCGGCCUCCUCAGGAUCCCCAUCUAGUAGGAGUACAAGGUUUAUGUGGACGGCACCACAACCAUGAAAGGAAAGCAGACCAAGGAAUUCUUCUACGCUGUGAUGUUUCCCUCCCUUGUGCAAAUGGAACAUGGGGUCAGCGACAUCGACGACCCGAUGCGGAGGGCGGUGUGCCCGGAGAGGUACUGGAGGAGAGACGGCGAGGGGGAGGGUAGUAAGAGGCUGGUCUCCGAGACCGACGCCGAGAUAGAAGAGGAGGGUGGGAUCUGCGUGGAGUUAAACAGCAGGGCUGUGCUGCCCGACUGCAUCCACGACAUGUGCAUCGACUGCUACCGUCAAUGGCUUUCAGCAUGCUAUAUUCCAAGUCGGUGGAGGCAUGCAUCAUCUGAUCGAGUACGAAGACAAGCUAUUAUUACCAGUAAUUCUGAGUCAUCUGUGAUACAGCCAAGACCGACGUUGGUGUUGUUGCUGCUGUUGUUGUUCAGACAUGGUCGCGCGUUAAUGAAUAUUUACGUGCCAAAAUUACUUCAAUUUGGUAUACUCCUAUAUAAGAAGAAGGUCGAGGGU
This is a messenger RNA of Triticum dicoccoides, 796 nucleotides long. RefSeq names its product E3 ubiquitin-protein ligase AIRP2-like. The transcript is spliced from 5 exons. The record is from RefSeq and is a predicted model, not a curated record. Lineage: Eukaryota; Viridiplantae; Streptophyta; Magnoliopsida; Poales; Poaceae. The coding region runs from base 6 to 296 and encodes 96 amino acids.